This is a messenger RNA of Amborella trichopoda, 2467 nucleotides long. NCBI's taxonomy places the organism in Eukaryota, Viridiplantae, Streptophyta, Magnoliopsida, Amborellales, Amborellaceae. The record is from RefSeq and is a predicted model, not a curated record.
UAACCCGUCCGUAGGUAAAAUUCCAGUAGAUUUUUGGGGAUAAUUUCCGACAUUAAAACGGCAUAUUUCGGCUCGAUCUGAAGAAAUCUCACGGUGGCUUAAUGAAAAUGGGUUUCCCCAACUUUUCAGAAAAAAGGGAUUGCUCAGACAAAAUUUAGGAAAACCCAAAAGCGUUUGGAAUGGACGAGUUAAAUAAGUGAAUAUACAAGGUUCAGAGAGUUAGAUAGAGAUGGAGGUGGUGAGUCAUGGGUGAAGCUCUCAGGAAGACCUUCAAGGUUCUGAUCAGUUCAUCAAACUCGAAAUUCUCUCUCCUCGAAUCGAGAAUGGCUCACUCUCUCUCUAUAAAGUCCGGCUUUCUCCGAGAGACACAAGUACAAACCAGUCUCAUUAAGGUCUAUUCAAAAUUCAGAUGCUUAGGAGAUGCCCACAAAGUAUUCAGUGAAAUUAUCGAACCAGAUAUUUUCCAAUGGACCCUGCUAAUUAAUGAGUACACACAGAACAGUAGACCCAUUGAAGCUUUACAACUUCUUUCUUUGAUGCUAAGAAAUGGGGUGACCCCAAAUUGCUUCACUUUUGCUAGUGCCUCAAUGGCGUGCUCAAGCCUUGGAGACUUGACCACAGCUAAAGUGAUCCAUGGACUGAUUUCUCAAUGCAGGUAUGAUCAUGACAUUGUCUUGGCCAACUCCAUCAUCCACAUGUAUGCCAAAUGUGGUGGCAUGGAGGAGGCAUGCAGGGCCUAUGAUAUGAUGCCACAUAAGGACCAUGUAACCCAUAACAUCAUCCUUGGUGCUUAUGUGCGUGCCGGGGACAUGGCCACGGCAGCCAACUUUCUUCAUUCAUCACCUUUUAAGGGAGACAUCCUCAGUUGGAACACAGUCAUCUCAGGGUGCCUGAGAAAAGGGCUUGGUCUGUUAGGUUUGGAGCUUUUCUAUGAGAUGAGUGAUGUAGGCCUGAGGCCAAAUGCAUAUACUCUUAGCUUGUGUCUGGCUCUUUUCGGAAGACUAGCUCUGUUAGAGCUUGGAAAGGAGACACAUGCUCUAGUUAUAAGACUUGGGUUUUAUUCCGAUUCAGUUAUUGGCAAUUCACUUAUUGAUAUGUACUCCAAAUGUGGAGAGUUGCAGCGUGCUACGCGUAUGUUUGUGCUCAUCUCAGAGGACCCAAAUACUAAUUUUGCUGAUUGCCAAGGUGUCAUUGCAGUAGAAAAUUCACUACAAGUCCCUUGGAGCUCCAUGGUUGCAGGAUAUGCACAGAAUGGAAUGGGCGAAGACGCUCUGAAACUUUUUAUCAAGAUGCUUCAUAAAGGGCUUAAAUCAAAUGUGUUCACCUUGACUAGCUUAUCCAUGGCCUGUGCUGAAAUGGGCAUCUUAAAUUUGGCAGCAAUGGUCCAUGCCCAAAUAACAAAGACUACCUCUUUUUUUGAUGAUGUGGUAUUAGGAAGUGCAGCCGUUGAUAUGUACGCAAAGUGCGGUGCCAUACAUGAGGCCCUAGGAAUUUUCAAUGCUAUGAAAUAUCAUAACCUUGUGUCAUGGACCUCAAUAAUUGCAGGUUGUGCACAACAUGGUCUAGGAUUAGAGGCCAUUCGCUUGUUUGAAACAAUGAUCAAAGAGGGCAUAAAGCCUAACGAAAUAAGCUUUGUGGGGUUGCUUUGCGCUUGUAGCCAAGCAGGCCUAGUAUCACAAGGCCUCCAAUAUUUCAAAUCCAUGACAGAAGAUUAUGGGGUUGCUCCUGGUUUGGAACACUACACUUGUAUGGUUCAUCUUCUCGGGAGGGCUGGCCUGCUGAAAGAAGCAGAAGAAUUCAUUUUUAGAAAUCACAUCUCAGACCAGGUUGUUGUGUGGACUGCACUCUUAUCAGCUUGCAGAAUUCACAAUAGCUUCAAGAUGGGGAGGUGGGUUUCUGAGAAAAUAUCUCAGCUCGAACCUUUUAAUGCCGGGUCAUAUGUCUUGUUAUCGAAUAUGUAUGCUAAUUCGAGUAGGUGGGGGGAUGCUGCAAAUGUGCGGAACAUGAUGAGGGGGAAAGGGGUGGAAAAGAAACCUGGUCGAUCAUGGAUUCCAGUCAAGAAUGUCAUUCAUUCCUUUGUUUCUGGAGAUAGAUCACAUCAUCUAACUGAUGACAUUUAUUGCUGCUUAGAGAGGUUAAUGGCAAGAAUUAGGGAAGUGGGUUACUUUGCUUCAACUGGUUUAGUGAUGCAUGAUGUGGAAGAAGAGCAAGGGGAGGUUAUUCUUAGGCACCAUAGUGAGAAACUUGCAGUUGCCUUUGGGAUCAUUAGUAUUCCUUGUGGUUUACCUAUUCGAGUCAUGAAAAACCUUCGGGUUUGCAACGACUGUCAUACUGCGAUUGGAUUGAUCUCUCAAGUUACAGGAAGGGAGAUUAUUUUGAGAGAUGCACACCGUUUUCAUACUUUUAGGGAUGGACAGUGUUCUUGUGGAAGCUAUUGGUAAAGCUAUGUUCUAAUUUUGAUGGUAAA